AUGAGUUCCGAGCUGUCAAUUGGGAACGAAAUCAAGGAUGGCCAUAAGGAAACAUACAAAUGGGUCCUAAAUAAUAUUAAAUGGCUCUCUGAACUCGAAGCAUUUUAUAGAGAUCGAGCGAAGCUUGAAAAAGAGUACAGCGAAAAGCUAACGCACUUGGCGAAAGAGUACUUUGGCAAGAAAAGCGCAUCAACCGUUUCACUUUCAGUGGGAGACAUGCCAACAACAACGCCUGGCUCUCUAGAAGCCGCAUCACUUGUGGCUUGGAACGAGGUGCUGUCACAGACAGAAAUGAUCUCUAAAGAUCACAACCAGCUGUCUCAAGAGUUUGAGUUCCAAGUUGCAGAUCAAAUUGUGGCUCUUUCCAAGAAGUGUGAACUUUUGCUUACGUCUAUCAACGGAUUUAAUACCGAACUAACCGAGAAGAGGGACAAGGCUUAUUCCAAUCUUGAUAAGGCCAAGAAAACCUAUGAUGAGAAGUGUGUUCAGAUGGAGUCUGCGCGGGCAAAGCAGACGAAGACUUCGAGUGACAAAGCCCGGCGGAAAGCUGACGAGCGAGAACAUGAGAUGAACAUUGCAAAAAACCAUUAUCUUAUUACUAUCAGCCAAGCCAAUAGAAUCAAAGACAAAUACUAUUUUCAAGAUGUGCCUGAAGUUCUUGAUCUUCUGCAGGACUUACAUGAAUCCCGCACUCGAGUGAUGAAUUCAAUAUGGAUUUCUGCAGGCGCAGUGGAGAGAGAGAUGAACAAGAGAAUAGAUUCCAGGCUUACUACUGUUGAUUCUGUGGUUAGCCAGAAUAAAGCUAACCUUGACACAACCAUGUUCGUCAAGCAUAACUUGAAAGAGUGGAAAGAACCGCCUGAUUUCCAGUAUGUUCCAUCAUCAGUGUGGCACGACGAUGAGCACUUUGUUGUCCCCUCCAAUAUUGAGCUUCAAGACCUGAAAGUGAGAUUGGCGAAGGCCCAACAACUUUAUGAUCAAAUGAACUCCUUUUCCCAGUCAGAAAUAUCAGGCCUAAGCUCUCUGAACAAGCAAAAAAAGGAGAUAAAAGCCCAAGAGAAUGUUGACGCUCAGAGUCUCUUAGCAUUACUCACAAAAUAUACAAAUGUGGUGUCAUCCUACACAUCCCAUGAAACAUUCAAGGUGGAGGCAGAGGUUGAGAUCGAAAGUAUUCAGAAUAAUGUCGCAGAAGAACAUGAUCUCAAUACCGAAGAUAUCGAUUUAUCAAAUUUACGCAAGAAGUCUGGCGUUUUCAACAGAUUCAAAAAAAGCCUUACCAUUUCUUCUGACAAAAAGUCGACCCACCAGGACGGAGGCGACGCCGUUUCGGUUUUAUCGUCAGAAUCCAAAGCCAAGCAUCACAACAGAUUUUCUCUGUUCAAAGGCAGAGACCGUGCUCAAAGUAGUGCAUCAGGAGCCUCAGAGGUUACAAGCAGUAACAUGAACUCCAUUCAGGAUUCUUCGGAGCACAAUAAGAAUCGCGUUUUGUUCCAAUAUCAAAAACAAGACAAUGACGAAGUUAGUGUUAGCCCAGGUAAUGCUAUUAGCUUACUGACCGCCGACUCCGGUAGUGGGUGGACAAGGAUCAAAAAUGACAGUACUGGAGAGGCAGGGCUCGUCCCAACGUCAUAUAUCGAGAUCAACGAAAAACCCCGUUCUAGCGCUCCUCGAGCCCCGCCCCCUAGAAAGUCCGGCAAUGCUGCUCGUACAGUUAAGGCGCUUUUUGAUUACGAAGCGCAAGGUGAUGAUGAAAUUUCUAUCCGUCAAGGGGACUUGAUAUCUGUUUUAAAAGCUGACGAUGGCAGUGGCUGGACUUAUGGAGAACUGAAUGGUCAAAAAGGACUCUUCCCAACUAACUACUGCCAGUGA
Lachancea thermotolerans CBS 6340 is the source of this 1869-nucleotide messenger RNA. It is a transcript of the gene BZZ1, whose product is annotated as Bzz1p. The transcript has a single exon. Bases 1 to 1869 code for a protein of 622 amino acids. Gene Ontology annotation, molecular function: protein binding. The record is from RefSeq and is a predicted model, not a curated record. Lineage: Eukaryota; Fungi; Ascomycota; Saccharomycetes; Saccharomycetales; Saccharomycetaceae. Gene Ontology annotation, biological process: regulation of actin filament polymerization.